Dendronephthya gigantea is the source of this 1087-nucleotide messenger RNA. RefSeq names its product NF-kappa-B-repressing factor-like. The record is from RefSeq and is a predicted model, not a curated record. The transcript has a single exon. The coding region runs from base 68 to 1021 and encodes 317 amino acids. Lineage: Eukaryota; Metazoa; Cnidaria; Anthozoa; Malacalcyonacea; Nephtheidae. Gene Ontology annotation, molecular function: nucleic acid binding.
GUAUGGAUAUUUUUUGCGCGUACUUCUCCACCAUCGUCAGAAUGUCUCUUCGACAAAACCAUACAAAAUGGCGGACCGUCAAGGAGUGAUAAAAAGUGUUUGGGAAAACGACAUUCAAUGGUCAGCCAGAAGAGAGUUUAUCGAAACACACCGAAGAACAAUUCCUAUCGGGCAGUUGGAAGCCUUAUCUAUGGUUUGGGCAAAUAUGAAAUUUUUAGGUUGUCGUUACCCUGAACAAACAGAAGAAAGAGUUAGACAUUUAGAGUCCAGCUGUAGUCAAGCUAUGGACAUUCCUGCUGAAAUAAAACGCAAACAAGACGAAGGAAAGAAAAAGCCAAUCAUCAAAGGCUUGACACUUUAUGCCCGAGAUUCGGCGGGGCCCGAGAACCCGAUAAGUUUGUUGCACGGCAGCGCUCACAGGUCUAAAAAGAGGAUAGAAUUUCAGGAACUGGGUCAAAAACAAGGGCAAUUCUCUUGUGCGGUUGUUAUUGAUGAUAUUUUGAUAGCAACAGGAGAAGCAGCAAACAAGAAGGAAGCGAAACGUCAGUGCGCAGAACGGGCGGUCCAAAUAUUGCGAGCAUGCCAACCAGUCGUUGACGAACUGGUGUUACAUCAAAAAGCUCAGGUUGUUAAGAAAGAUCAUUUGGCAACAGGGAGGGAGCUAGACGCCCCACGAAUCAGCGAAAAUAACCUUGGCAGUCAAAUGUUACGUAAAAUGGGUUGGACCGGUGGGGGGUUGGGGUCAGAGGGGAAGGGUCGGGCAGAUCCCGUCUUGGUAGAUGAAACACAAGGUAGGCGGGGGCUUGGUCGAGAUGCGGGUGAUGGGUCAGUUAAUAAAAACUCAGUGAAGAACACUGUUAGGAAUUUUAUCAUGGACAAUAAGAAAAAUGAGUUACGAUUUUCAAGUGAUUUAUCUAAAGAAGAUCGAGCAAUUGUGCAUACGAUUUGUCAACAGCAUGGCCUCCGACACAAAUCAUUUGGCACAGGAAAUAACAGAUAUCUCGUCAUUAGUAAACAUUAGUACCACCAUCGUGUCUGUGUGUAACAAUGAAUUCAAUUGUUUUUGUAAUCAUCAGAAAAAAAUCUG